Messenger RNA from Kuraishia capsulata CBS 1993, 1158 nucleotides. RefSeq lists its product as uncharacterized. Gene Ontology annotation, molecular function: magnesium ion binding; NAD binding; isocitrate dehydrogenase (NAD+) activity. The coding region runs from base 1 to 1158 and encodes 385 amino acids. The record is from RefSeq and is a predicted model, not a curated record. Gene Ontology annotation, cellular component: mitochondrion. Gene Ontology annotation, biological process: tricarboxylic acid cycle; isocitrate metabolic process. The transcript is spliced from 2 exons. NCBI's taxonomy places the organism in Eukaryota, Fungi, Ascomycota, Pichiomycetes, Pichiales, Pichiaceae.
AUGUUCAGUUCGGCGUCUACGGCUACGCGUUCCAGAUUUCUCGAGGCGAUGAAAUCUGUGGGGUGUCUUGUUUUGUCCUGCAGGUUUUUAGCCCUUUACGCUCCAAGCCGUACCUUCGCUACCUCCGUCGGAGAGAACUUCCUUCCAAAGAAGUACGGUGGAAAGUACACUGUGACUCUGAUCCCUGGUGAUGGUAUUGGUAAGGAGAUCACUGACUCUGUCAAGUCCAUCUUCAAGCAGGAGAACGUCCCAGUUGAGUGGGAGACCAUCGAGCUUUCUGGUCAGGACUCCGAUGCCAAGAUCGAUGAGGCCGUUCUCUCUUUGAAGAGAAACAAGGUUGGUUUGAAGGGUAUACUUUACACUCCCACCGGCACCGUCACCAGAUCUCUUAACGUUGCCCUUAGAAAGGAGCUCGACAUCUACGCGUCCUUGGUCUUGAUCAAGAACAUUCCAGGUGUGGACACCAAGCUCAAGGACAUUGACAUGGUCCUUGUGAGAGAGAACACCGAGGGUGAGUACUCUGGUCUCGAGCACGCGUCUACCCCAGGUGUUGUCGAGUCCCUCAAGAUCAUCACCAAGUUCAAGACCGAAAGAAUCGCCAGAUUUGCAUUUGACUUUGCCAAGAAGAACGACAGAAAGACUGUCACUGCCAUCCACAAGGCCAACAUCAUGAAGUUGGCUGAUGGUCUCUUCAGACAGACUGUUAAGGAGGUUGGUACUACCGAGUACCCAGGCAUCGAUGUCAAGGACAUGAUUGUCGACAACGCCUCCAUGCAGGCCGUUUCCUGGCCACAGCAGUUUGACGUUUUGGUCACUCCUAACCUUUACGGUUCUAUCCUCUCCAACAUCGGUUCUGCUCUGAUUGGUGGUCCAGGUCUCGUCCCUGGUGCCAACUUUGGUAGAGAACAUGCCGUUUUCGAGCCAGGUUGCAGACACGUCGGUCUGGACAUUAAGGACAAGAACGUUGCCAACCCAACUGCCAUGAUCCUUUCCUCCACCAUGAUGUUGAGACACUUGGGUUUGGACGCCUUUGCUGACAAGAUCUCCAAGGCCACCUACGAUGUCAUUGCUGAGGGCUCCAUCAGAACCCCAGACAUUGGAGGUAAGAACACCACAACCGAAUUCACAGAAGCCAUCUUGAAGAAGUUGCAAGCUUAA